Messenger RNA from Porites lobata, 2114 nucleotides. The record is from the annotation of a GenBank genome assembly. NCBI's taxonomy places the organism in Eukaryota, Metazoa, Cnidaria, Anthozoa, Scleractinia, Poritidae.
AUGAAAAACCUUUAUCAGUUCAUCACAUCGACAAGCUAUCUUAAAGAGCCACCUUUCGCGAAAUUUCCACCACAAAUCAACACACAAUCUUGCACAUCAAAUCAGGUACCAUUGGAACUUCUAUCUCAGCUAUAUAUGUACUUAUAAACAGUUUGUUUGUUUGUUUGUUUGAUAUCCAGAAAGUUAUAUUCCCAGUUUAAGGAGGUUUCAAGCCUUUAUUGAAGGGCGUUUGAAAGUUUUUGCAUGCAAUAAAAUAUUGAAUAAGUUAUACAGUUCUAGACUCUCUGUAAGAUGUGCAUUUUAAUAUAACAACCCUCUGUCUGCAGCUAUUGAAAGACAAUGCAACAAUCGCCUACGAGAAGAUGGAUAUCUUCAAAAGUCCACUGUACAUGGCCUUAUCUUAUGAAGAAAACCAAGGGCCGCUGCACAAUUCGCUGGCUCAGGUGCUCUGGGACAUAAGCACUUACGUCAAUGCUUCAACUGUGAUGCUCAGUCGUGAGGUACUAAUAAGAAGCUAAUUUUAACUGCUUUCAGAGUAAAAUAAACUUGCGGAAAUUUCACCCUCCGCCACAGAGGCUCUUAUCGAUAUUCCAAAAGAAAGCGUUAUACAAGGACUGGAAAAUUUGUGAGAGGGUUCGUUAUAUCGAAUUUUUUUUUCAUAUAUUGUACUAUUGCUGGGGCGAAGAAUAUCAUUCGUUACAGCGAGGACUCCGCACCUAGAGGUUCGUUUAUCGAGGUUCCACUGUAAAGCAAAAGUAAGAAGCCCGCGGAGGACGAUGGAAAGAGGGAGCUCUGUUUCUCUUUACCUUCCCAUCGUCCCUCGCGCGCUUUCUUUUUACCUCUUUCCCCAGCUAUCUUAGCACGGAAGAUAGAGGGGUUAAAUCAUGCUUAUUUGUUCCCAAAUUUCUCUGUUCCGUAUCGAUCACAAAAGCCACUGGUCGUGUUUUGCAGCCUAAGAAAGUCAGAAGUAGCUUCUUAAGAAUACUACUGGCCCCAUUUGUUCAAACGUUGGAUAGCGCGAUCCAUCGGAUAAAUCAUUCUCCCGAAGAUAAGUUUUAGGGAAACCAAUUGUGCUAUCCACUGGAUAGAGAUUUAUCCAGUGGAUAGCGUUAUCAACCUUUCGAACAACUGGGCACUGAAAUAAAGAAUCUAUUAAACAUAAGAAUAUAAUACUGAUCUAUUGAAUUCAAUACACUAGUAUUUACAGCUGAAUUUACACUUCUCAAACCUACUCCAAAUGAAAUAGUUUUAGGAAAUGUAGCAUGUUAAGUAGCCUGUGCACAGACACCCCCUCCUCGGUACACAGGCUGCAUGGUAGGCGCAUUAAGUAUAAAAGACACACUUUCCAUUAACAACUUGAUUUUUUACAAACUUUUCAGAUGCAAAACAAAGGCUUUCCUGUACCCACUACUGCAUACGGAAAUUCUACGGCGCAGAUGAACCGAGAUAUUCGCGUAUAUCUCCAAGCCCUUGUUAAUAUCAACUUGCUGGUAAGCUAUCACAUAAUACAACUAUUAUUACUUUAAAACCCGGCCCUAAAAAGACAUUGGGAUCGAAAAGAUCCUGAAAUAAUGGUUCCUUUUUAUUCAAAAUCACUCUCCUACUGUACUGGAACUAAAAGUCAGUAUGAAAUGAUUUUCUAUGGCCAGGAUGGAGACGGAUCGCAACUUGAUAAAAUUGGGCCACCUUUUUCAAGUAAAGCUCCUGAGUUGUCAAAAAAAAAAACCAAAAAACGAUCAUGCUAUGGUUUUCUUUUGAUAGAAUCAUCUAAUGUCUUUCUUUCAGAAAUCCAAGUAUGGAAAAACAUUCCUUAGAAAACUAGUAAUAAUUUCGGCUCAGCUCAGUGUGUGGCCUUUAAAUAUGGGAGUAACCCCCACCCCCCUCUCCCUAGGCCUGGGACAGGGACCUGUUGAUUAUUCAUGCUAAUGUAUGCUUUAUCGCCUUUGGCUGAGAUGAAAAAAAAUGUCUUCAAAAAUGUCUGAAAUGAAAUCCCUUCUUUUUUACAGAAAGGCCCGAUUACCGAUGACAAGGUGACGAUUUACAGGAAUUACGUCGUACUCCACUCGCUAAGUGGCGUCAUUAAGGAGGCCGCCGUUUGUGUGUACAAUUUAUGA